CGGGCUGGCUUGUAUUUUGCCCUUUGUAAUCUUUCCGCCGAAGUCACAACCAGGCAAGAAUCCGCAGCGGAGAGCUCCUGAGGGCGCGGCCGCGCUGGCGGUGAAAGUGUUAACAGGGCUGGGCAAGGCGAUCGGAGGAGAGUCCGACUCCAGUUGGUAAAGUUUUCAAAGCGGCGGCAGGAGCGGCUCCCGGCGGCCAAACGGCAGCAGCGGGCUGGACGGAGCCCGCCGGAGCCGAGACCGUGCGGAGCGGAGCUCAGCCCGGGUUACAAGCUCAAGGCAGGCCUCCCGACACUCUCGGGACUGCGCCUGUGGCUCAGCCAGGCCACCAUGCAGACUCUGCCCCCCCAGGUCAAGACUGGAGUUUUAAAAUAAAAUGGAUGAUGCGACGUUACUUGAUCUUCUGGAGUGCCCCGUGUGCCUUGAAAAGCUCGAUGUCACCGCCAAAGUCCUGCCCUGCCAGCACACCUUCUGCAGACCAUGUCUCCAGAGGAUUUUCAAGGCCCACAAGGAGCUGCGGUGCCCCGAAUGCCGGACCCUGGCCUUCUGCAGCAUCGAGGCGCUGCCGGCCAACCUGCUGCUCGUGCGUCUUCUGGACGGCGUGCGCUCGGGACGGGGCUCGGGGACCAGGGGCUCCUUCCGAAGGCCUGGCGUGCUGACCUCGCAGGACGGCAAGAAAAGCAGGACUCACCCCAGGGGUCUGCCGUGCAGCCCUUUCCGGCUGGUGCCUAACGUCAGAAUCCACAUGGAUGGGGUGCCUCGAGCGAAGGCCGUGUGCAACUACCGAGGGCAGAAUCCCGGCGACCUGAGGUUCAAUAAGGGAGAUGUCAUCCUUCUCCGGAGGCAGCUGGACGAGAACUGGUACCAGGGGGAGAUCAACGGAGUCAGCGGGGUCUUCCCCGCCAGCUCCGUGGAAGUCAUCAAGCAGCUGCCCCAGCCACCCCCUCUCUGCCGGGCCCUCUACAACUUCGACCUACGCGACAGGGACAAGAGCGAGAACCAGGACUGCCUGACCUUCCUCAAGGACGAUAUCAUCACUGUGAUCAGCCGAGUGGAUGAGAACUGGGCGGAAGGCAAGAUAGGAGAUAAAGUCGGCAUUUUCCCCAUCCUGUUUGUAGAGCCAAACGUUACGGCAAGACUGCUCCUAGAGAAGAACAAAGGCCGUCAGUCGUCCCACAGGAAAAGCCUGUCCCUGGUGUCCUCACCCUCCGGAGGCAAAGCAACCCACGCGCCUGCGCUCCGGAGGGGCCCGGGCUCGGGGAGGAAGGGGCCCGGCCAGUUCUCCAUCACGACAGCCUUGAACACCCUCAACAGGAUGGUGCACUCUCCGUCCGGGCGCCACAUGGUGGAAAUCAGCACCCCGGUGUUGAUCAGCUCCAGCAACCCCUCUGUGAUCACCCAGCACAUGGAGAAAGCCGAUGCUUCUGCCAGCUCUGUGGGACAGGUCAGCACGUACCACCCUGCCCCUGCCUCUCCAGGACAUUCCACGGCCAUCGUCAGUCUGCCCAGCUCCCAGCAACACCUCUCAGCUAACAUGUUUGUAGCCCUGCACCCCUACUCAGCCCAUGGACCCGAGGAGCUGGACCUGCAGAAGGGAGAAGGCGUCAGGGUCCUGGGGAAAUACCAGGACGGCUGGCUCAGGGGCGUCUCCUUGGUGACGGGGCGAGUGGGCAUCUUCCCCAACAACUAUGUCAUCCCCGUUUUCAGAAAGACGUCCAGCUUCCCGGAUGCCCGGGGCCCUGGUCUCUGCACCGCUUGCACAUUAUCCACCUCCUCCGUGUCCUCCCAAGGCAGCCUUUCAGAAGGUGACCCCCGGCAGGGCCGUGCCUUCAAGUCCGUCUUCGUGCCCACGGCCAUCGUCAGCCCCGUGCGGAGCCCGGCCGGCCUGGGGGCUGCGGGGCAGGGCUCCCUCCGCAAAGCCCGGGGCAGCAUCAGGAAGAAUGGAUCCCUGCAGAGACCCUGCCAGGCGGGGCCCCCCACCCUCGUGGUGGGCUCCCUCAGACGCAGCCCCACCAUGGUCGUCCGGCCCCAGCAGUUCCCGUUCUACCAGCCACAGGCGGUCCCCUGCGCAGCCUCAGUGGCAGAGACAGGACCCAAGCCCACUCCUGCUGGGGAGCCUUCCGCCCUCACUGGCACCAGCAGGGGCGGCGACACCAGGAUCCACUCUGCAGCCAGCUCCCUCAUCAUGGAAGGCAAAGAAAUCCCCGUCAAGAGUGAGCCUCUGCCAAAGCCACCUGCAUCCGCCCCGCCCUCGAUCCUGGUGAAACCAGAAAACUCAAGAAAUGGCAGUGAAAAGCAAGUCAAAACCGUGAGGUUUCAGAAUUACAGCCCUCCUCCCACCAAACAUCACACCUCCCACCCCGGCUCUGGGAAGCCUGAACAGCCGGCCUCGCCCAAGGGGCCCCAGCCUGAAGCAGCCGCCUCGGGCCCAGAGGUGACCGUCCUGUUCGCUCACCGAAGCGGCUGCCAUUCUGGACAGCAAACGGACCUCCGGAGAAAGUCAGCUUUUAGCAAAACCACGAUGCCAGCGCCCACCGCCUCAGCCACGCAGACUGUGUUUCCCAGCAAAUGAUCUACAAGUGGCUCUUCCCAGACCCCAAAGAGGUGAUGUGCAUUUAAAUACAGUCUGCCUCCACGGA
This is a messenger RNA of Phacochoerus africanus (Common warthog), 2639 nucleotides long. It is a transcript of the gene SH3RF2, whose product is annotated as SH3 domain containing ring finger 2. The record is from RefSeq and is a predicted model, not a curated record. The transcript is spliced from 10 exons. The coding region runs from base 377 to 2572 and encodes 731 amino acids. Gene Ontology annotation, biological process: negative regulation of apoptotic process; protein ubiquitination; positive regulation of JNK cascade. Gene Ontology annotation, molecular function: ubiquitin protein ligase activity; protein phosphatase 1 binding. Gene Ontology annotation, cellular component: nucleoplasm. NCBI's taxonomy places the organism in Eukaryota, Metazoa, Chordata, Mammalia, Artiodactyla, Suidae.